This is a messenger RNA of Xyrauchen texanus (razorback sucker), 1055 nucleotides long. RefSeq lists its product as uncharacterized. The transcript is spliced from 9 exons. Bases 150 to 1055 code for a protein of 301 amino acids. Lineage: Eukaryota; Metazoa; Chordata; Actinopteri; Cypriniformes; Catostomidae. The record is from RefSeq and is a predicted model, not a curated record.
GGAAGGAAAUAAUUUACCUAAUUAUUCUAAAUGUUCGUCUUGCUGUGACCAAUAUCACUGUCCGUUCUGCUCAAUACAUUAUUAUAAACCGUCAGGAGAAAGUCACCUCAAGCGUCAUCUUCAAUUACAUUUUAACCGAGCAGUUCAACAUGAGGUACGCCCUACACAUUGUAUUAAAUGAACCCGUUGAUUUCACUGCUCAUGACAUUCCAGUCAUCAGGCGGUGGUGGUGCCUUCUCCUCAUGGAGAAUUUUGCUCUUGGAGGACAUGGAAGGUGGCUUGCACACUGGGCUGAGGAGGCCAUGGCGGUUGGAUCUUGCCUCACUGACAGUGAACCGAUGAAUGGACCAGGAGAAAUUGAGUAUGGCGUAGGAGCGCUGGAGGGGGUCACGCCACCACACAAUCUUGAGAAUGCCAAUAUGAUGAGCAGCAUCAGGAAAGGUGUUGAAUGGUUGAAGGAAAAUCACCAGCUGAUGAAGAGCAAGUACUUGCCACCACGCAUUGACUGCAUGGAGGAGGAAGAUGCACUGAAAGCCCUUGCUCGACUGCAUACACAUUGUGACACAACUUUGGAUGAGGAUGAUGAAAUAAGAGCCCCAUUCUAUUUUACAUUUAAAAACAGGGAGGACAUGCUCCUUUUCAUGUCAGAGGUUAGGGACAACAAAAAUGUUUCCACUAAGGAAGACACAGGAAACAGCGUUCUUGGCUUCAAAGGUUUUGGCACCAGUGUAAAGGUUUCCACUAAGGAAGACAUGGGAAACAGCGUUCUUGGCUUCAAAGAAAAAUUCAGAGACUAUCUGUAUUACGCACCAACCUUUACAGUGUUCAGCGACAAUAACCCAUUGACCUAUGUCCUGACCUCGGCAAAGUUGAACGCCACCAGGUGUAGAUGGGUAUCAGAGCUCGCAGACUUCCACUUUACCAUCUGCUACCGUCCCGGUAGGGAAAACAUAGAUGCAGACUCACUCUCCAGGAUGCCAGUUGACCUGGAAACGACAAUGAGAGAAUGUACUGAGGAGUUCUCAUCAGACUGUGUGGGUCUGAUGAGACUGUGA